AAAGCCCUGAGGACUGAAUGGCUGUACUCCUACUACCCAUCUUCUCCUCGCUUCUGGCGGCCUUCUCUGAGCUACCAGGUGUUAGAUUCAAAAAUUGUAUUCAAAUAGAUAAGAAUGUGGGGGAUCUUCACCUCAGCCCCUGCACUGAAAGUUCUCUCCCCGCAGGCGGAUUCUGCAUCCCUCUCUAUAUCCCUUACGUCCUGACCGGAGAGUGGAAGUUUGGGAAGGGGCUGUGCAAGUUGUGGCUGGUGGUGGACUACCUGGUGUGUACUGCCUCUGUCUUCAACAUCGUCCUCAUCAGUUUUGACAGGUUCAACUCUGUCACCAGGGCGGUGACUUACAGAGCUCAGAAGGGAAUGACCAGAAAUGCUGUCUUUAAGAUGCUCAUAGUUUGGCUUGCAGCUUUCCUCCUUUAUGGUCCUGCUAUCAUCUGUUGGGAGUACAUUGCCAGAAAAAGCAUCUUGCCCCGAGGAGAAUGCUAUGCUGAGUUCUACUACAAUUGGUAUUUUUUGAUGAUUGCUUCCACCAUUGAAUUCUUCACCCCCUUCAUCAGUGUCUCCUACUUUAACUUGAGCAUCUACAUCAGCAUCAGAAAACGUACACUCCUGAGAAUAGACAAUCUUGACUCCAGCAGAGAGAACUGUGAAAUGAACCUUCUGGAAAAAAGAAAAGGACAUGUCAUAUUUUUUAUUAAGCCAGCUGAGUGGAACAGGAAGAAGAAAAAAGAAGAUGGUCUCUUCCCUAAUGGGUCUCUUGGUUCCAAACAUGACAGCCCCUCUUCCUUGGAUAUACAAGAUGCACAAGAUCUGCCUCCUUUACAAAUCGAAAUGAAAAACAAAGCAAGCCAAGUCUAUGAAGCCACAGAAAGUAUUUGCAAUGCCACAAGGCACCCAGAUAUUGCCAGGACAAUGGCAAAUCGCCUUCGGCUCUCUCGGGACAAGAGAGUGGCUAAAUCUUUGGCCAUCAUUGUGUGCGUAUUUGGGCUAUGCUGGGCACCUUAUACACUGCUUAUGAUUAUCAGAGCUAUGUGUCAUGGGACAUGUGUACAGCAUUUUUUCUAUGAGUUUUCUUUUUGGUUACUUUGGCUAAAUUCAGCCAUUAAUCCUGCUUUAUACCCACUCUGUCACGUGAGCUUUCGAAAAGCUUUCCUCAAACUGCUAUGUCCUGGUAAAGCCAAAAUUCACCCACAUAUUUUUAAGUGAAGAAAAGGCCCAUCUCAAGCUGCAAUCACCAAAAACCUUCAUUUCUCUUUAAAAUGGGGUCUAUGAAGUCUACUUGGUGACUAUCAAUCACUCUACUUUUACUACAGUUUUCACCAUGGAGAAUCUUUAACUAACAAAAAGUGAAAGCAUCAAAUGAAAAUUACUACGAGUAUCACUCCAAAUUUAAUAUUCUCUCUGGGUAAGGGAUGAGUUAGGAGGGGGAAAUCAUUUUUUAAUUUAUUUACUUAGGAAAAAUUUUAAUGAGAUUUAAAAAUGACUGGAGUCUGAGUUCAAUUGACUAGAUUUCUACAGAGAAAUUUAUUUUUUUUUCUCAAUAAGUAUACCAAAUGUUUUUAUUUAUGCAAGUGUUCAUCAGAUGCUUGUAUGCUCAAAGUAAUGUCUAUUUAUAAAAUAACAUGUAGAUAAAUAAAAGUACUACUUUUAAAAACUCAAAUAUAAAAAUUCAUUUAACA
This is a messenger RNA of Antechinus flavipes (yellow-footed antechinus), 1675 nucleotides long. Its product is annotated as histamine H3 receptor-like. The transcript is spliced from 2 exons. The record is from RefSeq and is a predicted model, not a curated record. Gene Ontology annotation, cellular component: membrane. The coding region runs from base 18 to 1202 and encodes 394 amino acids. Gene Ontology annotation, biological process: adenylate cyclase-activating adrenergic receptor signaling pathway. NCBI's taxonomy places the organism in Eukaryota, Metazoa, Chordata, Mammalia, Dasyuromorphia, Dasyuridae. Gene Ontology annotation, molecular function: histamine receptor activity.